AUGUGGGUGACUGAUAGGAUUGGCAAAAAGGAGCUUAACAGUUUUGUAUAUGCUGGCUUAGGCAUCUUGGUUCUAUGUUUGCAUCAAGGACUCGUGUCUGAUCCUAUUCAGGUUGCUGUAUAUUACUUAAAGAUGCUGGCUGAUUAUAUAGAUAUCCAACAUCUAUAUUAUGUAACUCGACAUAGUACUCAAAACGUCAAUGGCCUUACACUUUCUGGUGGAGUGUUUGACGCAGCAGGAGCUAAGUUAUGGAAUUGUAAGCGAUCUGGAAAAGAAGCAUGUCCUCGUGGUGUGGAAUAUAUCAUCCGAAAUAACAAUUCCCAAAAUAUUGAAAUAAAUGGUAUAAACUCAUUAGACAGUCAAUUGUACCAUAUUGUUAUUGAUGAUUGUCAAAACGUGAAAGUGCAAGGGGUUACGAUUUUUGCCUCGGGCCAUAGUCCUAACACCGAUGGUAUUCAUGUACAAUCAUCAAUUGAUAUUACAAUAUCGAGUUCGAACAUUGCUGCAGGAGAUGAUUAUAUCUCAAUUGGAUCGGGAACUAAAUAUUUGUGGAUUCAAGAUAUCACAUGUGGUCCCGGUCAUUGUAUAAGUAUUGGGAGUUUAGGAAAAACGUUACAUGAGGCAAAAGUUCACAAUGUCACGGUACAAACGUCAACUUUUAUUAAUAUAGAUAAUGGAGUGAGAAUUAAGUCUUGGGGAAGACCAAGUGAUGGAUUUGUCAGUGAUGUUGUGUUUCAGCAUCUCACAAUGGAGAAUGCUCAAAAUCCAAUUAUCAUCGACCAAAAAUAUUGCUCCAAUCAUAAGGAUUGUCCUGGAGAGGUUUCUGGAGUAAGAAUAAGUAACGUAACAUAUGACGAUAUCCAUGGAUCAUCAACAACGUCAAUUGCUGUGAAAUUUGAUUGUAGCCCAAAGCAUCGUUGUUUGGGAAUAAAAUUGAAGAAUAUAAAGUUGACUCACAAGAACAAGCAAGCUUCUUCUUUUUGUAACAAUUGUGAGGGAUCAACUUUUGGAAAUGUUCAACCUAAAAGUUGUUUCAAUUGA
Molecule: messenger RNA, 1041 nt
Organism: Chenopodium quinoa (quinoa)
Lineage: Eukaryota; Viridiplantae; Streptophyta; Magnoliopsida; Caryophyllales; Amaranthaceae
Product: polygalacturonase-like
Exons: 4
Coding region: 1-1041 (346 amino acids)
Biological process (GO): carbohydrate metabolic process
Molecular function (GO): polygalacturonase activity
Source: RefSeq, a predicted model, not a curated record